CGCGUAUCAGUUUCGGCUGAAACGAAGGAGCAGUCAAGAUAUUUUACGUAAACAAGAUUCUCUGACAGAAUCACGAUUGUCUGUAUCGCGUGAUAUUCAUUAAGAGAUAAUUAUCAAGGUCGACGGAGAUCUCAAGGGAGCCGUAGAAAGCUAUCAGGCGUCGCGGACUGUUCGGAGAAGACCACCUGAUAACUUUUUUGGAAGAUGUUGCUGUGGAAGAUAUACGACACGAUGUGAAGUGACGCGACCACGCCAAGAAAAUGUUUCCGAGUGGAGGCGCACGAAUUGCCUUUUGCUGCCGCUAUGCCGGGGACUCCCUAAGGAAACUGUUAGCUUUAAUCUCAACGUGAAUCUGUUGAUUUGAUGUGAUGUUUAGUGAAGCGAUAUUAUGCGAGGAGCGCACCGCGUCUCACGUGAUCAGUAGCUGGGUCGUACCGACUUUCGCGACGAUGCUGGGCAAGUAUCUGCUGGUCGUGAGCCUCACCUGCUGCUCCGCCGGCGCGGCCGCGGACGAGGCCGAGUCGCCCGGCUUUGCGCCCAUCAGGUUCAUCGACAACCAGAGCGGCGACCUGAUCCACGCCCACAGGAGCACCAAGGCCGACGUCGCCAGCGUCAGCAAUACGAAGGACCUCCUCUACGGUCCGUACAAACUCUUCACGGACCUAGGCAGCGGCGGGUGGCCAGACCAGCCGGGCGGCGGCAACGCCACCACCGCCUCCGCUGCCUCCGCCGCCGAGGAGGGCGCUCGUCGCAGGCACGACCGCAAGCACAGGUCGGGGAGCUCCGGCGGCCGCAGGAGGGACGGGAACUGGCACCGAAAGCAGAGGCGGAAGAAGGAGCGCCAGGAGGCGUCGGGCCUGGCCGCCGCUGAGGGGGGGCGGGGCAAGUGGGGGCGGAACUGGCAGCCCAAAAACAGAUUUUUCAACAGGACUCGGAAAUUCAACAACGGAAGACUUAAUAAGAAGAACCUGAAGAAUGACUGGAAGCGGAGACAUGGCAACAGGCAUAACAACAGACGACAAGGAUGGCCAGCAGGGAUUCAGUACAGGUCAGUCAACACGCAACAGCCCAAGGUACAGAAACACAUCGUCAGACUUCACAAUCUCCUGCGGGCCAAAGUCACCCCGACGGCCGCCGACAUGUUAGCGAUGGCCUGGUACGACACGGCGGCGGAGCAGGCGCAGGCGUGGGCGGAGCAGUGCGGAGCGGACUCGGAGGCGGACCACCCGAGUGUCAGGUGGACGUCCCGCUACGGCGCCUGCGGACAGAACGUCAUGGUGUCGCCCAGGAAGCGCCAUUGGAGCUUCGUGAUGCAUAACUGGUGGAGUGGGCGCCGUUCCUUCACGUACGGGGGCGAGAGCAACAACUCCAGUGCCGUCUCGGCCUACACCCAGAUGGCGUGGUACAACUCCCACCAGGUCGGCUGCGGCUUCGCUGAGUGCUCCGAGCCCGGAGGGAAGACCUUCUUCAGAUACGUGUGCAACUACUGCCCCUCGGGCAACGACCCGCGACGGCUCAGCAGACCAUACACCCAAGGUCGCUCGUGUCGGAAAUGCCCGGAUGCCUGCCGCUCGGUAUGUCGGAAACCGGAGUGCAAGCUGUGCACCAACGCCUGCGCCUACUCGGACCUGUGGGUCAAUUGCAAGGCGCUGGACCUGCAGUGGCAUGAAUGGCUGUGCAACACCAAGACUCGCCAUGGAGUGGAGCGCUUCAGAAACUGCCGAGCCACGUGUCAGUGCCUCAAGCGGAUCACGUGAUCAUGAAUGCCAUGCUUUGCAUUCUCUCUCUCUCUCUCUCUCUCUCUCUCUCUCUCUCUCUCUCUCUCUCUCUCUCUCUCUCUCUCUCUCUCUCUCUCUCUCUCUCUCUCUCUCUCUCGUUCUCUCGUUCUCUCGUUAUCUCGUUCUCUCUCUCUCUCUCUCUCUCUUGUUCUCUCUUGUUCUCUCUCGUUCUCUCGCUCUCUCUUGCUCUCUCUCUCGCUCUGCAUGUGUGUGUACGUGCGUGUAUGUGUCAGUAGACGCCAUGGAUCAGAAAGAUUGUGCGAUGACUCAUCUUUGCUCCGCUGCAGUGAUUGUUUGGUCAUGUUAUAUGGACGGCGAUAAUGCGAUAGAUUUUAAGCAGCUAACAAAGCAUAAUAUCAUAUACGGUGAACCGAUAUUCAGAAUACGAAGAUAACUAGAAAUACAUUAUUAAAUAAUCAGUGUGGUAAUGUAAAACUGUGAACCACUUAUGAUAAAAGUCCGAGAGGAAAUCUGUGAAGAAAAAAAAAAUAUUGUGUUCUUACAGAAAAAAAUCUACAUAAAAACAGUACCGAAAGUGUUGUACACGCUGUCUCGUGGUAGCAAAAGCUCGAGAACACUGCAAGCUCUAUUAUGCAUUACCAAGUAGAUUAUCCCAGUGUAUCUUCACUCUAAAUUUUUAUAAGAGUGGCCAAAUCGUGUUCGUUACACAAUGCCACAGGCUCAGCUAGAACUGCCACGAUCGCUUCAUAGAACUCUGUAACCUAGUAAGCUGUUGUAACGGGAACCAAGGAACAGCAAGCAAUGGCAUUCACAACAGACACAUGUCUCUCUGGUCGUGAGUAUCGUGUUGUGUGCGUCGGGCGAGGAACACUGGAAGCAGCCAGGAGAAUGCUGUGCGAAGGGAGAGCUUAUUUGCCAUUGUAUAUAGUGAUGCAGGACAUUUGUCUGGUACGCUGAGUCCAGAUACACUUUUGUUGAUAGACUAUAAGACUGUUGGGACAAGGGCAGUGUUUGACUAAAGCGUGUUCUGUGUAGGAUUAUCAUGAGGAAGAUUCUUUACUGAAGAAAGGAAAACACACACACACAUACACACACACACACACACACACACACACGCACACACACGCACACACACACACACACACACAC
Penaeus indicus is the source of this 2888-nucleotide messenger RNA. RefSeq lists its product as uncharacterized. Bases 369 to 1757 code for a protein of 462 amino acids. The record is from RefSeq and is a predicted model, not a curated record. Lineage: Eukaryota; Metazoa; Arthropoda; Malacostraca; Decapoda; Penaeidae. The transcript is spliced from 5 exons.